AUGGAGGGACUACCCAUCGACAUGUCGCAUCCAAUGGUGCGAGAAUAUCUCUCCCUCGUCAGGCUUCAAGUUCUAACACCACUCUCACUGUUGAUCAAUAUCGCCACUGUAAUAGUGUGCUCAGUCGUCGUCGAUCCUUCUAUAGGCACGUAUUUGCACAGAAAUAGAAAAAUAUCCAAGCUGUAUCUUACAGUCAUCUCACCAACACCAGCUGCGAUAGCGGUGUACGUCAUCGCGAUAUUUGCAGCUCAGAUUGGGUAUUGCGUACUCCUCGUACUCGCUGGGAAACCACAGACGAAAAAGACUUUGAUCAAAGGCUCCGGAUUCUCUCUUGUUUUGUCUAAUUGGGUCAUGGCAUUGUGGGCCAUAGCAUGGAUUCUUAAAUGGUUUUUAGUGUCGACAAUCCUUCAGGGCAUCCUUCUACUACUGUUGCUGUAUUCCAACGUUGUUCUUCUGAUCUACCAUCCACCCACGGCUAAACGCCCAUUCGACACGAUGCUCAUUCAUGCGCCGAUGCGAUUCUUUCUCGUUCUACAAAUUGGGUUGAUGUUUCCCCUUAGUCUGUUCGUAACGCUGGGGCUCGUACAAACUCCGACUGCGCCAGGACCCCCGAUCGACCCCAACGCGUACCAAUGGGCCGGGUUUGGAGUAGUUUUUGGAACAAACGUUCUAGGCUUCUUGGUUGUCGUGCUUCGCCGCGACAUAGUGUGGUGUGUCGCAGCAACGUGGAUAUGCAUUAGUAUCUGGUCUUUACGACCUAAACCCGCACCUGUUUAUAUAACUGCCAUCUUGUUCACGGCAUUUCACCCUCUUGGACUCGUAGCUUCUAUGAUCUAUUCUCAGGUCUACAAGCCUUCCCGAAUUUCACUGCCGGGCGACGAACACCCUGGGCUACAUCCCAACAGGAGCGGCGGCAAUCAAAGUCGCCGGGAAGAUCGAGCAGCACGAGAAGUUGACGAGGAGGCGGUUUGGGGCUAG
Molecule: messenger RNA, 978 nt
Organism: Desarmillaria tabescens
Lineage: Eukaryota; Fungi; Basidiomycota; Agaricomycetes; Agaricales; Physalacriaceae
Exons: 6
Coding region: 1-978 (325 amino acids)
Source: RefSeq, a predicted model, not a curated record